AUGGAUUAUCUAACGAAUGUAAACUGGAACAAAGUCACACCAUGUUUAGUGUUGUUAGUUUUAGAAGUUUUAUUAGAUUUUUCAGAUUGUACAUCGCAGGCGGAGGUGAAUAAACACUUGGAACUGGGCCGUGAUUUCCUCGCUCGUGGUCAGCUGUCCGACGCGUUGACACACUAUCAUGCGGCUGUUGAGGGUGAUCCACACAACUACCUCACCUAUUUUAAAAGAGGCACUGUAUACUAUGCAUUGGGUAAAGCAAAAUUUGCUUUACAGGACUUUACCAAGGUUCUAGAGUUGAAGGCAGACUUCACUGCCGCAAGGAUGCACAGGGCCAAUGUCUACCUCAAACUAGCUCAGUACCCUGAGGCCAAAGAAGAUUAUUUACAAGUUGCGUACAGUGAGCCGUACAACGAGGAGGCGGCCAACAUGUACAUGCGCGUGGACGAGCUGGCGGAGCAGCUGCGGCGGGCGCAGGACUACGCGCGCGCCGGCGAGCCGCGCGCCGCCGCCGAGCUGGCCUCGCGCCUGCUGGAGGCCUCGCCCUGGGCCGCGCCGCUGCGCCAGCUGCGCGCCGACUGCUACAUCGAGAUGAACGACCUGUUCUCAGCGGUGUCGGACAUCCGGUCGGUGAACCGGCUGCAGCAGGACUCCACGGACGGCUACUACCGCCUCGCCGAGCUGCUGUACCAGCUCGGCCACGUCAGCGACGCACUCAAGGAAAUCAGAGAAUGUCUGAAAUUAGACCCGGAGCACAAGAAGUGCUUCCCGUUCUACAAGAAGCUGAAGAAGAUCGACAAAUUGCUCCUGACCUGUGAGGAGAAGAGCGAGGCGCGGGACUACUUAGGCUGCAUCGCGAGCGCCGAGCGCGCGCUGGCGGCGGAGCAGGAGGUCACGCUGGUGGUGUUCGAGGCGCGGCGCUGGCUGUGCAGCUGCUACGCCAAGGAGGAGCUGCACACGGAGGCGCUGGCGGCGUGCGGCGCGGCGCUGGCGCUGCGGCGCGACGCGCGCGUGCUGUGCGACCGCGCCGACGCGCUGCUCGCGCUCGACAUGUUCGACGACGCCAUCCAGUCAUACAAGCAGGCGCUGGAGCUGGAGGAGGGGCUGCAGCGCGCGCAGGACGGGCUCAACCGCGCGCAGAAACUGCAGAAGCAGUCCGAGCAGAGGGACUACUACAAGAUAUUAGGGGUUAAGAGGACGGCGAGCAAGCAGGAGAUCGUGAAGGCGUACAGGCGCGCGGCGCAGCGCUGGCACCCCGACAACUUCCACGGCGACGAGAAGAAGCUCGCGGAGAAGAAGUUCAUCGACGUCGCCGCCGCCAAGGAGGUGCUGACGGACCCCGAGAAGCGCGCGCAGUUCGACGCCGGCAACGACCCGCUGGACCCCGAGGCGGGCCGCGGACAGCCCUUCCACGGCUCGCCCUUCCACCACUUCCAGCACGGCUCGCCCUUCCAGUUCAAGUUCCACUUCAAC
Molecule: messenger RNA, 1470 nt
Organism: Brenthis ino (lesser marbled fritillary)
Lineage: Eukaryota; Metazoa; Arthropoda; Insecta; Lepidoptera; Nymphalidae
Source: the annotation of a GenBank genome assembly